AUGCCGAGAAAAGGAAUGAGAAGCAUUUUCUUCAAGCCAUCACCUUCUCCUUCAACCUCCACCUCAUCACUACCACCUCCCUCUCCUCUCCGCACUUUUUCAGACUCCUUAAUGGAAGAAAACAUACAAACCGCACACUCCCUCAUAAUUAAAUGGGACGAUUCAAAUGUCACAACAACGCUUUUCAGCGGCACGCGCCAGGAGGCCAAACAGUACCUUAACGCCGUCAAGGGACUUCAAUCCGCUAUGCAGUACCUCGUCGCACAGGAUUCCUCCUCCGCCACUCUUGUGCGCGCUCAGUUCCUCAUGCAACUCGCCAUGAAGACCCUCCAGAAAGAGUUCUACCAGAUUCUUUCCUCCAACAGAGACCACCUUGAUCCCGAAUCCGUCUCCACGCGCUCUUCCAUCGAUUUCCGCAGCAGUUUCUCUGAUUACGUCUCCGAUUAUGACGACGAAAUCACAGUCUCCGAGGACGACUUCCGCGUCUCCGAGACCGAGCGUGUUUCCAUGCUCGCCAUGGAGGAUUUGAAAGCCAUCGCGGAUUGCAUGAUUGCCUCCGGCUACGGCAAAGAGUGCGUUAAGGUAUAUAUCAUCAUGAGAAAAUCCAUCGUCGACGAAGCGCUGUACCAUCUCGGAGUGGAAAAACUGAGCUUCCCUCAGGUUCAGAAAAUGGACUGGGAGGUUAUCGAAUUGAAGAUCAAGAGCUGGUUGAAAGCUAUUAAAGUCGCCGUUGGAACUCUCUUCCACGGCGAGAGGAUCCUCUGCGACCACGUCUUCGCCUCGAAUUCCGGAAAGAGGAUUGCGGAAUCGUGUUUCGCUGAAAUCACCAGAGACGGCGCCCUAUCGCUGUUCGGAUUCCCGGAAAUGGUGGCGAAGUACAAGAAAACGCCGGAGAAAAUGUUCAAGAUCUUGGAUUUGUACGAAGCGAUCUCUGACCGCUGGACUCAAAUCGAAUCCAUAUUCUCCUUCGAAUCGACCUCUGUCAUUCGCUCGCAGGCCGUUACUUCAAUGGUGAAACUCGGCGAAGCAGUUAGAACGAUGCUGACGGACUUCGAGACCGCUAUUCAGAAGGACUCCUCCAAGAAAACGGUCCCUGGCGGUGGGGUCCACCCUCUCACCCGUUACGUGAUGAACUACCUCACGUUCCUCGCCGAUUACAGCGGCGUGUUGGUUGAUAUUAUCCCCGAUUUGCCGCAAUCGCCGUUGCCCGAGACUUAUUACCGCAGCCCCAUGCGAGAGGAGAACGCGCCGGUUUCGGAGUUAUCCGAGCGAAUCGCGUGGCUCAUACUCGUCGUGCUCUGCAAGCUCGACGGCAAAGCGGAACACUACAAGGACGUAGCACUUUCAUAUCUGUUUCUCGCUAAUAACAUGCAAUACGUCGUCCUUAAGGUGCGCAGAUCGAACCUUGGGCUCCUUCUCGGAGAGGAGUGGUUAGCGAAGCACGAGUCGAAGGUUAGAGAGUACGUGUCCAAGUACGAGCGCGUCGGGUGGAGCAAGGUGUUUGCAUCGUUACCGGAAAAUCCAGCGGCGGAGGUGACGGCAGAGCAGGCGAGGGCCUACUUCGUGAGGUUCGACGCUGUGUUUCAUGAAACGUGUAGAAAACAGUCAUCGUGGGCGGUGCCCGACCCGAAAUUGCGAGAAGAAAUCAAAGGCUCGAUAGGUUCGAAGCUGGUGCAAAAGUACAACGAAUUCUACGAGAAAAAUCGGGUCGGAUCAAAACCCGUUAGGGAUUUCUUACCCGAAAAUAUUGGGAAAUACUUGUCCAACAUUUUGUGUGGGAACAUUGGAGAUUCGGGUAGUGUCUCAUCAUAUUCUUCGUCAACGACGUCGUCUUCAUCUCGCUCUAAUCGACGGUGA
Sphenostylis stenocarpa is the source of this 1857-nucleotide messenger RNA. The record is from the annotation of a GenBank genome assembly. Lineage: Eukaryota; Viridiplantae; Streptophyta; Magnoliopsida; Fabales; Fabaceae.